AUGCAGAGCCUCCGGCCUGAGCAGAUGCGGGGCCUGCUGGAGCCCGAGAGGGUGAAAACGCUGCUGCCUUGGGAGAGCCGGGCCUGGGAGAAGCCAGCACACCUCACCCCCACCAAGGACUGGGAGGCCGUGGAGGUUGGGGCCUCCGGCUGUGAUGGCGAGGAGAAAGAUCUGUCUUCUCAAGAGUCUGGGCUUUCGCAGGAGUGGAGCUCAGUGGAGGACGAAGACGAGUCGGAGGACUCCCAGGGCUUGGUGGAGUGGUCCAAAGCCCCACAGCAAACGACCAUAGUGUUGAUAGUGUGCGUGCUGUUUUUGUUCCUGGUUUUAACGGGGAUGCCUAUGAUGUUUCACAUUUAA
This is a messenger RNA of Octodon degus (degu), 357 nucleotides long. RefSeq names its product small integral membrane protein 17 (gene Smim17). The record is from RefSeq and is a predicted model, not a curated record. The transcript has 3 exons. NCBI's taxonomy places the organism in Eukaryota, Metazoa, Chordata, Mammalia, Rodentia, Octodontidae. Bases 1 to 357 code for a protein of 118 amino acids.